AUGGAUACAAGCAAAGGAAUGAAGAUAGAAAGUGAUGGCAAUUUACAAGUCUAUCUAAACUUGAACAAGACUAUGGAAGAGUUGAAAAAAUGUCCCCUCAUUGUUGAAGUAGAACAAAGAAAUCAAACCCUUUCUUUGCCAAGAGAAGCUAGCAUUCCAUCUGCUUUAGCAAGCAAUGCAACAAAUCACAGUUUGACUAUCACAGACCCUAAUACGAUUACUGCAAGCACUAGUAAGAUAAAGAGCGCCUCAACACAAGAAUCCCAAAAAAUUACAGAACACGGGCAAGAAGCUCAAGCACCUCUACAUGUAUUGCCAAAUAUGGAGAUUGAAGACAUAAGAGUCAAUUAUGUUUUCAAGAAUAAGAUUGAUCUAAAAUAUACACUUGCGAAAAUCGCCAUCAAGAAACACUUUCAAAAUUUUGAAAAUAGACAAGCAAGUGCAAAAGUCAUCAGUAGUUACUUCAAAGAGAAGUUUCGUGACCCAGGAUCAACCUAUCGACCAAGGCAAAUAAUACGAGACAUGAGAGAUGAACAUGGGGUAGGUGUAACGUACAAUAAAGCAUGGAGAGCAAAAGAACUUGCAGUUGAUGAUGUUAGAGGGUCAAAUGAGGAAAGUUAUGCAUUGUUACCUUCAUACUUGUAUAUGCUAAAGUUGGCCAACCCAAGAACUAUCACAAGAGUAUAUAAAGAUGAAGAAAACAGGUUUAAAUAUAUGUUUAUUGCUUUUGGUGCUUCAUUGGAUGGAUGGAAACACUGUAGACCAGUUAUAGUGGUAGAUGGAACAUUUUUAAAGAUGAAAUGUGGAUGUACACUAUAUGCAGCUUGUGUUAAAGAUGGAAACAAUCAAAUUUUUCCUCUCGCUUUUGGAAUUGGUGAUUCAUAA
Molecule: messenger RNA, 885 nt
Organism: Humulus lupulus (European hop)
Lineage: Eukaryota; Viridiplantae; Streptophyta; Magnoliopsida; Rosales; Cannabaceae
Exons: 3
Coding region: 1-885 (294 amino acids)
Source: RefSeq, a predicted model, not a curated record